AAAAAAAAUAAGAAAAGAUAAAUAGAAACAUGACUAGGAGGAUGGAUGGUAAUGUAGAUACAAAAAGUAUAUGGAGUGAGCGAAAGCCUGCCAGGAUAGAAAGGAUAGUUUUUGCGAAGCAGGACAGAAGGUGUGAAAGGGGCAUGCAGGGCUAAUGAGCGAUUGAGAGGAAUAGACAGAUGACUGCAGGAUUAUUCUCUGGUUAAUCUGAUUUUCUCUCCACCUCGCUCUCUCUCUGCUCCCUUCUCCUGCACCGAAAACGUCUGGAUCUCUGUUCAUCGCUAACCCUAGGUCCCACCCCUGCUGGGGUAACAAAAAGGGGUUCCUGGCUCCCUUUUCCUUGCCCUUCCAGUCAGGAUGGUUCUCAUGAAGGCCAAACUCACUUUCCAAAAACGUGUAAAGCUUGCACAAACCCUAUGGCUACUCUCCUGGCUCAGCGUUUUGGUAGGUUGCCUAACCUUUGGAAUGGGGAUCUUCCUAAAGGUGCAACUUUGGAUACACAAUGAAGUGAUGGAUAACACAGCAGCACACGCUGUCCCCAAUACAGUAAUAACAGCUGGCCUGGUAGCUAUCCUGCUCAGUCUCUUUGUGGGAAAAAUCAGCCAGGACUCACUGGAUAUGACCAAGUACCCACGCUGGAAGCCCUUCAUGACUGCCUAUUUCAUUAUCGCUGUCCUGAGCUGCUCAGUCUGUUUAGCUGCUCUAGUUCUUAGUGUGGCAAUGAGAGGAAGCCUAGAGGAGUCACUGAAGAUUGGGCUUCGGAAUGGUAUAAGAUUCUAUAAGGACACAGACACCCCUGGCCGUUGCUACCAGAAGCGGACCAUAGACAAGCUACAAAUGGACUUCCAGUGCUGUGGGAACAACCAUUACAAGGAUUGGUUCGAGGUACAGUGGAUCAGCAAUCGAUACCUGGAUUUUAGCUCCAAGGAAGUGAAAGAGUGAGUCCCGAUUUCACUAUGCAAACAAGCUAUAUAAUGUUUCUCCUAAUAGGAGAAAAAAAAAUGAAUGUACGAAUAAGUAUAUGAUAAAAAAAAUUAACCCCUUAAGGACACAUGACAUGUGUGACAUGUCAUGAUUCCCUUUUAUUCCAGAAGUAUAAAAAUAUGACUGGGGAUUUAUUCACUAAAUAGGACGUUGUGGUGAGUAAACCUCUAAUUUUGUAAAAUGUAGGACAAAAUAGGAAAAAUUAUCGUACUCUGAAUUUGGCCUCACGUUUGCAUCAUAGUUAAUAACUGUUUAAAAAUAACAAUUAUAAUAAUUUGAAAGAAAAUAACAACCCUAUGAUUAAACGUGAAAUUUGAAAACCCUUUGAGAUUGGAAUGUUAAAAUCUGUCUUUUGAAAUUAAAGUUUUAAACCAUGCUGUAUACCAGAUGGUAUGCAGCAAUGGGAUUGUAUACAAAGAAUCAUAUGUCAUAUUGGUUCCAUGUACUUCUCUUCAUUCUGGUGUUCAAAGCAUUCGAAAGUAUGCUGGUAAUCAUAAAAUAAGCACCUAAAACAUAACAUAUGUGAUUACUUUAGAUAAUGUCAGGCAUGUGUUGUUUACUAAAGUAGGGAGGGUCUACUGUCCUUUAUAUUCUUCAGGAGGCAGCAAUAUAGUAUUUGCAGAGGGAAUACUGUAGAAUAUAUGUUAAAGGAAAAACUGGAUAUACAUGUUCAAGGAAAAUAAAAGAUAUACAUUUGAUAUAACUUUGCUACAUAUUAUUGUGAAAUUAAUACAUUUACAUUAAAAUGACUCUAUAGGCACCCAGCUGAUUCAAGUAGUCUGGACACUCUAUCCCUGUCCCCUUAACCCUGCAGUGUUAAUUAUUGCAGUUUCUGAGAAACUGCAAUAAUUACAUUGCAGGGUUAAGACUGCUUCUAGUGGCUGUCAAUCAGAGAGCCAGUAGAGCCACUUCCUGGUGGUUAGGUGACUUUUAGUCACCUAACUAACGCUGGAUGUCCUCACGAUCUGCAUGAGGCCAUGCAGCGUCAGUCAAAUCCCCAUAGGGAAACAUUGCAGCAAUGGGAAGGGCCUAAUGCACUUUUGGCGCUUGCACAUUAGUGCCCCCAGCAUCAAGGGAGAUCAGCACUGUAAUCAGGUUAGUGCAGUAAGGGUUAUUAACCCUUACACUGAUAAGAAGGGGGUUAAAUAUAGUGCUAGUAAUACAGGUUUGCUAUGUGGGGGCUGCCCAGCGGCGUCGCUAAGGGGGGCCAGAGGGGGCCAUGGCCCCCCUUACAUCAUGCUGUGCCCCCCUUGGGCCCCCCAAAUGCCAGCAACAUGUUCUUACAUUCUAUGUGAAGCCCCACCUCCCACACAUAAGCCCCGCCCUGCCGUUAAGCAGCAGACCAUGCUGCUGCUGGAAAGGCAAGAAGAUGGCUGUCUGACCCCAGCAACAGGUAGGCUUGAUAUGCUCAGGUGUGUGUGUGUGUCUGUGUGUGUCUGUCUAUCUGCUAGUGAGGAAGCUUGUGUGUGUCUGUGUGUGUGUGUGUAUGGACUCAGCAGUCUGUCUGUGUGUAUGGACUUAGCACUGUGUAUGUAUGGACUCAGCAGUCUGUAUGUGUGUAUGGACUCAGCACUGUGUGUGUAUGGACUCAGCAGUCUGUAUGUGUGUAUCAACUCAGCAGUGUGUGUGUAUGGACUCAGCAGUCUGUCUGUGUGUAUGGACUCAGCACUGUGUGUGUAUGGACUCAGCACUGUAUGUGCAUGGACUCAGCAGUCUGUAUGUGUGUAUGAACUCAGCAGUGUGUGUGUGUAUGAACUCAGCAGUGUAUGUGUAUGGACCCAGCAGUCUGUCUGUGUGUAUGGACUCAGCACUGUGUGUGUAUGGACUCAACUUGAGGGUAAUGUGUAUGGACCAACAGUCUGUCUGUGUAUUAUGGACUCAGCACUGUGUGUAUGGAUUAGCAGAUCUGUAUGUGUGUAUCAACUCAGCAGUGUGUGUGUAUGGACUCAGAUGUCUGUCUGUGUAUGGACUCAGCUCUGUGUAUGGACUCAGCAGUCUGUAUGUGUGUAUGAACUCAGCAGUGUGUGUGUAUGGACUCAGCAGUCUGUCUGUGUGUAUGGACUCAGCACUGUGUAUGGACUCAGCAGUGUGUUUGUAUGGACUCAGCAGUCUAUGUGUGUAUGGACUCAGCACUGUGUGUAUGGACUCAUCAGUCUGUAUGUGUGUAUGAAUUCAGCAGUGUCUGUGUAUGGACUCAGCAGUCUGUCUGUGUGUAUGAACUCAGCACUGUGUGUAUAUGGACUCAGCAGUCUGUGUGUAUGAACUCAGCACUGUGUGUGUAUGGACUCAGCAGUGUGUGUGUAUGAACUCAGCAGUGUGUGUGUACGAACUCAGCAGUGUGUGUGUAUUGACUCCGCAGUCUGUGUGUAUGGACUCAGCAGUCUGUGUGUAUGGACUCAGCAGUCGGAAUGUGUGUAUGGACUCAGCAGUCUGUGUGUAUGGACUCAGCAGUCUGUGUGUAUGGACUCAGCAGUGUGUGUGUAUGGACUCAGCAGUCUGUGUGUAUGGACUCAGCAGUCUGUGUGUAUGGACUCAGCAGUCUAUCUGUGUGUAUGGACUUAGCAGUCUGUUUGUGUGUAUGGACUCAGCAGUCUGUAUGUGUGUAUGGACUCAGCAGUCUGUGUGUAUGGACUCACCAGUCUAUCUGUGUGUAUGGACUUAGCAGUCUGUAAGUGUGUAUGGACUCAGCAGUCUGUAUAUGUGUAUGAACUCAGCAGUGUGUGUGAAUGGACUCAGCAGUCUGUCUGUGUGUAUGGACUCAGCAGUCUGUAUGUGUGUAUGGACUCAGCAGUAUGUGUGUAUGGACUCAGCAGUGUGUGUGUGUGUGUGUGUGUGUGUGUGGACUCAGCAGUCUCUGUGUGUGUGUAAAGACUCAGCAGUGUGUGUGUAUGGACUCAGCAGUGUGUGUGUAUGGACUCAGCAGUCUGUGUGUGUGUGUGUGUGUGUGUGUAUGUUGACUCAACAGUCUGUGUGUGUGUUUGGACUCAGCAGUCUCUCUGUGUGUAUGGACUCAGCAGUCUGUAUGUGUGUGUAUAUGGACUCAGCAGUCUGUCUGUGUGUGUAUGGACUCAGCAGUCUGUCUGUGUGUAUGGACUCAGCAGUCUGUGUGUAUGGACUCAGCAGUCUGAAUGUGUGUAUGGGCUCAGCAGUGUGUGUGUAUGGACUCAGCAGUCUGUAUGUGUGUAUGGACUCCGCAGUGUAUGUGAAUGGACUCAGCAGUCUGUCUAUGUGUAUGGACUCGGCAGUCUAUCUGUGUGUAUGGACUUAGCAGUUUGUAUGUGUGUAUGGACUAAGCAGUCUGUAUGUGUGUAUGAACUCAGCAGUGUGUGUGAAUGGACUCAGCAGUCUGUCUGUGUGUAUGGACUCAGCAGUCUAUAUGUGUGUAUGGACUCAGCAGUCUGUAUGUGUGUAUGGAUUCAGCAGUCUGUGUGUAUGGACUCAGCAGUCUGUGUGUGUGUAUGAACUCAGCACUGUGUGUAUAUGGACUCAGCAGUCUGUCUGUGUGUAUGAACUCAGCACUGUGUGUGUAUGUACUCAGCAGGGUGUGUGUACGAACUCAGCAGUGUGUGUGUAUUGACUCAGCAGUCUGUGUGUAUGGACUCAGCAGUCUGUGUGUAUGGACUCAGCAGUCGGAAUGUGUGUAUGGACUCAGCAGUGUGUGUGUAUGGACUCAGCAGUCUGUGUGUAUGGACUCAGCAGUAUAUGUGUAUGGACUCAGCAGUCUGUGUGUAUGGACUCAGCAGUCUAUCUGUGUGUAUGGACAACCCCUGUUUGUGUAUGGACUCAAUUGUGGUCUGUAUGUGUGUGGGCUCAGCGGUGUGUGUGUAUGGACUCAGCGGUCUGUAUGUGUGUAUGGACUCAUGGUGUAUGUAGAUGGACUCAGCAGUCUGUGUGUAUGGACUGUAGUCUGUCUAUGUGUAUGGACUCGGCAGUCUAUCUGUGUGUAUGGACUUGCUUGGUUGUAUGUGUGUAUGGACUAAGCAGUCUGUAUGUGUGUAUGGACUCAUCAGUCUGUAUGUGUGUAUGAAUUCAGCAGUGUCUGUGUAUGGACUCAGCAGUCUGUCUGUGUGUAUGAACUCAGCACUGUGUGUAUAUGGACUCAGCAGUCUGUGUGUAUGAACUCAGCACUGUGUGUGUAUGGACUCAGCAGUGUGUGUAUAUGGACUCAGCAGUCUGUGUGUACGAACUCAGCACUGUGUGUGUAUGGACUCAGCAGUGUGUGUGUAUGAACUCAGCAGUGUGUGUGUACGAACUCAGCAGUGUGUGUGUAUUGACUCAGCAGUCUGUGUGUAUGGACUCAGCAGUCUGUGUGUAUGGACUCAGCAGUCGGAAUGUGUGUAUGGACUCAGCAGUGUGUGUGUAUGGACUCAGCAGUCUGUGUGUAUGGACUCAGCAAUAUAUGUGUAUGGACUCAGCAGUCUGUGUGUAUGGACUCAGCAGUCUAUCUGUGUGUAUUGACUUAGCAGUCUGUUUGUGUGUAUGGACUCAGCAGUCUGUAUGUGUGUAUGGACUCAGCAGUCUGUGUGUAUGGACUCACCAGUCUAUCUGUGUGUAUGGACUUAGCAGUCUGUAAGUGUGUAUGGACUCAGCAGUCUGUAUAUGUGUAUGAACUCAGCAGUGUGUGUGAAUGGACUCAGCAGUCUGUCUGUGUGUAUGGACUCAGCAGUCUGUAUGUGUGUAUGGACUCAGCAGUAUGUGUGUAUGGACUCAGCAGUGUGUGUGUGUGUGUGUGUGUGUGUGUGGACUCAGCAGUCUCUGUGUGUGUGUAAAGACUCAGCAGUGUGUGUGUAUGGACUCAGCAGUGUGUGUGUAUGGACUCAGCAGUCUGUGUGUGUGUGUGUGUGUGUGUGUAUGUUGACUCAACAGUCUGUGUGUGUGUUUGGACUCAGCAGUCUCUCUGUGUGUAUGGACUCAGCAGUCUGUAUGUGUGUGUAUAUGGACUCAGCAGUCUGUCUGUGUGUGUAUGGACUCAGCAGUCUGUCUGUGUGUAUGGACUCAGCAGUCUGUGUGUAUGGACUCAGCAGUCUGAAUGUGUGUAUGGGCUCAGCAGUGUGUGUGUAUGGACUCAGCAGUCUGUAUGUGUGUAUGGACUCCGCAGUGUAUGUGAAUGGACUCAGCAGUCUGUGUGUAUGGACUCAGCAGUCUGUCUAUGUGUAUGGACUCGGCAGUCUAUCUGUGUGUAUGGACUUAGCAGUUUGUAUGUGUGUAUGGACUAAGCAGUCUGUAUGUGUGUAUGAACUCAGCAGUGUGUGUGAAUGGACUCAGCAGUCUGUCUGUGUGUAUGGACUCAGCAGUCUAUAUGUGUGUAUGGACUCAGCAGUCUGUAUGUGUAUGGAUUCAGCGUGUGUGUGCUUGGACUCAGCAGUCUCUGUGUGUGUGUAAAGACUCAGCAGUGUGUGUGUAUGGACUCAGCAGUCUGUGUGUGUGUGUGUGUGUGUGUAUGUUGACUCCAGCAGUCUCUGUGUGUGUUUGGACUCAGCAGUCUCUCUCUGUGUGUGUAUGGACUCAGCAGUCUGUAUGUGUGUGUAUAUGGACUCAGCAGUCUGUCUGUGUGUAUGGACUCAGCAGUCAUCUGUGUGUAUGGACUCAGCAGUGUGUGUAUGGACUCCAGCAGUCUGAAUGUGUGUAUGGGCUCAGCAGUCUGUGUGUAUGGACUCAGCAGUCUGUGUGUAUGGACUCAGCAGUUGGAAUGUGUGUAUGGACUCAGCAGUGUGUGUGUACGAACUCAGCAGUGUGUGUGUAUUGACUCAGCAGUCUGUGUGUAUGGACUCAGCAGUCUGUGUGUAUGGACUCAGCAGUCUGUAUGUGUGUAUGAACUCAGCAGUGUGUGUGAAUGGACUCAGCAGUCUGUCUGUGUGUAUGGACUCAGCAGUCUAUAUGUGUGUAUGGACUCAGCAGUCUGUAUGUGUGUAUGGAUUCAGCAGUCUGUGUGUAUGGACUCAGCAGUCUGUGUGUAUGUGUGUGUGGACUCAGAGGUCUGUGUGUGUGUGUGGACUCAGCAGUGUGUGUGUGUGGACUCAGAGGUCUGUUUGUGUGUAUGGACUCAGCAGUGUGUGUGUAUGGACUCAGCAGUCUGUGUGUAUGUGUGUAUGGACUCAGCAGUCUGUGUUUGUGUGUGUGUAUGUGUGUAUGGACUCAGCAGUCUGUGUGUGUGGACUCAGAGGUCUGUGUGUGUGUAUGAACUCAGCAGUGUGCGUGUAUGGACUCUUCAGUCUGUGUGUGUGUGUGUGUAUGGACUCAGCAGUCUCUGUGUUUGUGUGUAUGUUGACUCAACAGUCUGUGUGUGUGUGUGUGUGUUUGGACUCAGCAGUCUCUCUGUGUGUAUGGACUCAGCAGUGUGUGUAUGAAUUCAGCAGUGUGUGUGUAUGGACUCAGCAGUCUGUAUGUGUGUAUGAACUCAGCAGUGUGUGUGUAUGGACUCAGCAGUCUGUCUGUGUGUAUGGACUCAGCAGUCUGUAUGUGUGUAUGGACUCAGCAGUCUGUGUGUAUGGACUCGGCAGUCUAUCUGUGUGUAUGGACUUAGCAGUCUGUAAGUGUGUAUGGACUCAGCACUGUGUGUGUAUGGACUCAGCAGUCUGUAUGUGUGUAUGACUCAGCAGUGUGUGUAUGGACUCAGCACUGUGUGUAUGACUCAGCAGUCUGUAUGUGUGUAUGAACUCAGCAGUGUGUGUGAAUGGACUCAGCAGUCUGUGUGUAUGGACUCAGCAGUCUGUCUGUGUGUAUGGACUCAGCAGUCUGUGUUUGUGUGUGUGUGUGUAUGGACUCAGCAGUCUGUGUGUUUGUGUGUAUGUGGACUCAGCAGUCUGUGUGUGUGUGUAUGGACUCAGCAGUCUGUGUGUGUGUGUGUGUGUAUGGACUCAGCAGUCUGUGUCUGUGUGUGUAUGGACUCAGCAGUCUGUGUCUGUGUUUGUAUGGACUCAGCAGUCUGUGUGUGUGUAAGGACUCAGCAGUCUCUCUGUGUGUGUGUGUGUGUAUGGACUCAGCAGUCUGUGUGUGUGUGUGUGUGUAUGGACUCAGCAGUCUUUGUGUUUGUGUGUGUAUGGACUCAGCAGUCUGUAUGAAUUCAGCAGUCUGUGUGUAUGAAUUCAGCAGUCUGUGUAUGGACUCAGAAGCCUGUGUGUGUGUGUGUGUGGACUCAGCAGUCUAUGUGUCUGUGUUUGUAUGGACUCAGCAGUCUGUGUGUCUGUGUGUGUGUGUAUGGCCAGCAGUCUGUGUGUCUCUGUGUGUGAGGACUCAGCAGUCUGUGUGUGUGUGUAUGGACAGUAUCAAGGGAAAUGUGUUUGUUUUUUAAUAAUCCUUGGUGGAAAAUAAUGAAUUCUCCACCAGGGAUUAUUAAAAAAAAAACAAAAAACACAUUGUGUCGGGGAUGGGGCUUAACAUGCGGCAGGGGCGGGGUCAAAUGUGCCCCCCUACUUUAGUCCCUGGCCCACCAUGUGCCCCCCUAAAAAUGAAUCCUAGAGACGCCACUGGGGCUGCCAUCUUUAGCCUCUUUUAUCAUAAGCACAGUAUAUCUGCUAAGACAUAAUUUGAAAGUCUGAAACCAUCCCAGAGUGCGUUUUUGGGAUGCCCAGCGCUUGGGAGGGAUAUCAGGUUUUGGUUGGUUAAACAGAGCUUCUAACCAAAGAGGACUUAUGUUGCUUGCCACAUAGAGAAACGGUAAGCCUUUAGAUGCACUAAAAUUAGGUCUUUAUUUCUAUAUAAACAAUAUAAAAUAAUACACGCAGAGGGUAUAAUACAUUAUUUUAUGUUAAAGGAACACUAUAGUACACAUUUGUAUUCCUGACCCUAUAGUGCUAAAAAAAACUAUUAAGCCCCUUUUCCCCCUUUAAAUAUAGUAAAAACUCACCUUAUUUCCAGCGCAAGCUCCGUCCUUCAGAAAAGAGCAUCCAAUCAUUUUCCCAUAGAAAAUCAUUGGAUUGGCUCAAAUAGUCAAUUCUGAUGAACUCUCAGCCAAGGAAGUGGGGUGGGGUCAGAGCCAAAUGCCAUGCUGGCCAUUCAGUAUCUCCUCAUAGAGAUGAAUUGAAUCAAAACAUCUCUAUGGGGAAAGUUAAACAUCUCCAUGCAUCUCUAAUGGCUGCCUGUGGAGUGGCCACUAGAGGUGUUUCUAGGCUGUAGUGUAAACACUGCUUCUUCUCUAAAUGAGCUGUAGUUGUCCUGGUGAGUGCAGUGUCCCUUUAACUCUCAGUGAUACUCAGUUCUUUUUUUUUCUCACUGAUGGUGUGCCAGGCUCACCCUACCGAGCUACAAUGAUGACAUCAUAUAUCACCUACUACUGUCUGAAAGUGGCAAGAGAUACGCUGUUUUAAAACAGCAUUGUCUAGUUUCAGGGCUGGUGGAAACUAAAAUUAUUGCCAAAAAUGUGCUUAUGUUGGGGGAGAGUCUACUCUACACAGUACUAGCCAGAGAAGGUGACAUCAGUAGGCAUGGUAUCCAUCUAAUGUGAUCGCAAAUAUUUAUACAAAAAUGUUCAUAGUGUGUAUAAUAUUAAUUAAAAAUUGUUCUAUUUUCUUAUCUCUAAAUUAAACAAUUCUGUGAAAGCUUAAACAUCUCGAAGGAACGCUUUUAUAACUGUAUUGUUUUGUUUAUAUAAAAGUUAAUCCCCCUUUUAAGUACAUAUUUGCUUGGAAACACCAUAUGUCUCAAGAUCAUGGACGAUUUGAACAGCUGACGCAGCACAGAGCACAUUUUAUGAGAUUGCGCUGUAGGUCUUGAUUGUCUGCAUGGUCAAGUGGUUCUUCUGACCAAAGAAACUUAAAAAUGGACAUUUCUACAGAGCAAUGGUAGAUCUGGAUAUGGAAUGCACUGAAUGAUAUUAAAUUAUAUAUUGAUAAGUUUAUCAAUAUACACAGAGAAGAUAUAAUACAUCUAAAAUUUAAAUCACUUUACUUUAAAUCUUGUACUUUUAAUAAAUACUGGUGAUAGUUUUCUUUAAUUUAACGCUAUUGCAUUUUCUGAGAAAACCCAAUAUUGUUCAUUUUCAUGCACUGAAACUUUACAGAGCCAUCAUUUAGCUUUGCUGUAGAACUAGAGCUUUGUUGACAUUUUAAUAGCCACAUCUGGUAAAACAUUAAUGUCCAUGAAGUUCUACAGACUAUAGAGAGCUAACUGUUGGCUACACCUGUAGGAAAAACAUAUUAGCAUUUUGGUUUUCUUCCUGAACCUUGCAAUUCAUCUUCACUUUUCUUCUUUCUCUUUGUCGUUCAAUCUGUAGCCGUAUUAAAAGUAAUGUAGAUGGCCGGUACCUUAUGGAUAGUGUUCCAUUCAGCUGUUGCAAUCCAAGCUCUCCUCGGCCCUGCAUACAGGUCCAGAUUACCAAUAACUCGGCCCAUUACAGCUACAGCUACCAGACGGAUGAACUAAACAUCUGGGUGAGGGGUUGCAGAGAAGCACUGCUGAAUUACUACACAGGAAUCAUGGCAACCAAUAGUGCAGCUGUCUCCAUGUCUUUAAUUCUGCAGGUGAGUGAUGUCACUAGUGUUGCAUAAAUUAAACACAUUUCUGGAAACCCCACAGUCACCUGAGCUGUGUCCUCACAUGAUGGCCCAAGCCCAUGGUCCUUCAAACAGAUCUUGAAAAUUUAAUCUCUCUUACGUAGGUAAUUUACUGGUCUAUGAUGACUGUAGUUCCUAGGUGGUUUAUUUAAAUAACUCCCACUAAUUUUAGAGUGUUUUUUAAUUAUAUGGAGAAGAUGUAUAACAUAAACUAUUUGACAGACAAAAUAAAUGUUGACAGAUACAAGAGAUGAAGUGGGGCCUGCUCAAAAGAAAUUACAAUGUUCCACCAGCCUUAAAUGGACACUAUAAUCACCAAAACAACCUUAAUGAAACAAUUUUUAUUUAUAAAUCAUGUCACUGUAUUCUCACUGCUCAAUUAUCUUGCAUUUAGACGUUAAAUCACUUUGUUUAUCCAUCCCUAGUUACUCCUCCCUGCAUGUGACUCACACAGCCUCCCUAAACACUUCCUGUAAAGAGAGAUCUAAUGUUUACACAUUCUGUUUAAUUUAGAAUGUAUUAUCUUUUGCUAUGUUAUUAACCUUCUAGAGCCUGCAGGAGCCACCUAUGUGUGAUUUAAGUUCAAUUUACAGGGCAGGAUAUAAAAACCUCUACAGCAUUUGAUUGAAAAUGAAACCAUUAAUUAUGUAGGUGGUGUCAGUCACAGUCAGUUGAGAUGUUGCUAGUGCUGUGUAAACAGAAAAAAAAGUGAUUUUAAUUGCUAAAUGACAGAUAAUUGAGCAGUGAGACUGCAGGGGCAAGAGCUGUUGUUUUGUACACUCUAGUGUCCCUUAAAGGAUUGGUAGAGCACAGUGAUGGCUGGUAAAGUUUAAAGGCGAUGGGGCACUGCCACCCAUCCAUGAGAAACCAGCCAUAUCACCAGUCAUCAAUAAAGGGGUAAAGGAAACUGCAGAUAUAAUCAUGGCAUAGUCAUGUCUUUUCUAACACACACUUAUCAGUAGUCCUUGCCUUUAGCCUAAGUCUUGUGACACUCAUAAACUUACCUGCAUAUAUCAUGGGCAACAAUGCAGGUAAAGUCAUAGUGAUUUUACUUUCCCGAUACUACAAUUUUCAAUAUAUUGUACACAUCAAACUCUUCCUCCAAUAAAUAAAAUUCAUAAUAACAUCUACAUCAAUCUCAUCUCUGUAUGUAUUACUGUUAUCUGUCAUCCCCAAUACCAUCAUCUCAUUUUCCUUAAUCACCUCUAAGCUUGCCUUUCCCACGCCCAUAGUCUGAAUUUACUCGGUGACUACAACAUCCCUUUAUCAUCUCUAAAAUCUCAACAUUUUUCUUUAUCACAUGCUCAUUUGGUCUUUUUGCUUAUCUAUGCUCAACAACUUACGUCUUUAUGUGCCCGUCACCAAUCUUCAUAAAACCAACCCAACACCUCCUAGAAUAAAACUGAACUUUAUCAGUCUGUGACAAUACUUACUGGUCUACAGUUUGUCUCAUCCAUAUUAAAGAGAAUCUACAGUGCCGGGAAAACAAAGUCACACUAGUGACGGCUGGUCAAACUGACAAAAUUUGAGAGCGGUAGCUCCUCCUUUUGUUAAGUUUUGUCAAACGUAAGGAAUAUCCUAAAACGAAAUAGUCCUUACUUUGUCUUAGUAUAUCUUUUAACUGCGUUGGAAUUUUCAGGGAAAUUCCAACACAGUCAAUGUGAGUGUUUCGUAAAGCUUUUAUCUUUAUGAAAUACUCAUUUUGGAGGGAGUGGAAGAUGACAGAGCUGCUUUAACUCACAUCCUCAAUCUCUCUUUAUCUCUCCCCUUUGAUAUUUUCCCAGCUGUCCUCAAACAUUUAAAUAUUACUUCCAUGCUGUCCUAACAUUCCUGGAAUGAGGAAAGAGAAUACAAAUUUGUAUAGAGCCUUUGUCAACCCAACAGCUCUAGCUACCAUCCCCUAUUUUACUGCCUUUAACCACCAAGUGUUUUGUAUAUAAAUUACUGUCUAACUUUCUUGAUUUGUACUUCUCAAAACUUCCUGUCACUGAACUUUGCUCUAAGAAAUGUGACGCCAAUUUCAUCAAUGUAAAAUAUAAAAAUCAUGACUAUUUAUUAAUCUGUUGCUGCUUUCUACACUGCUAACCAGUUCAUUCUCUACCUUACCAACCUUGAUCUUUAUGACAUAUUUUUCCUCAUCUUUUCCCCAAAGCAUCCCCUUUUUAUUUUUACUUUAAACCAUAGGCGUGCGCACAGGGUGUGCCUGGGCACACCCUUAUCCCCGCGGCACGCCUAUGGAGUGAGACCGGCAGGGAAGAUCUUAGGAUCCGAGUGCCGGCUCUGCUCUAAGCCUCCCCUCACCGACCCACAGGCAGGGAGGGAGGCAGGAGACGACCCGGGGAGCUCUUGCCAGCAGCUCCACCAGGUUCCUCUCGCGAGAUCUGAGCGUUACCGUGGCAACGCUCAGAUCUCGCGAGAGUGAACUCUAGAACCACAGGCUAGAGUUCACUCUCCACUGGACCACCAGGGAAGGAUGGCAGCAGGAAUAAGGAUCCCCCCUUCCAGGCAUAAGGUAAGAAGGGAGGGGGGAUAUUAACUGAUCUGCCCCCACCUCCACUGUACCACCAGGGAAGGCAGGAAGGAAGGAUGCCCCCUCCCUACAUAAGGUAAGAAGGGAGGGGGGAUAUUUAUGAACUAAUCUGCCCCCACCUCCACCCCCACAAAUCACCCAAACAUACAGCACACAAACAGCACACACACACAUACAGCACGCACACAUACAGCACACACACACACAGCACCCACACACAUACAGCAAACAAACAGCACCCACACACACACAGCAUCCUCACACAUACAGCACCCACACGCACACAGCACCCACACAUACAGCACCCUCACACACAGCACCCUCACACAGCACACUAACAGCACCCUCACAAACACAAGCAGCACCCUCAUACACACACAGCACACAAACAGCACCCUCACACACACAGCACCCUCACACAGCACACUAACAGGACCCUAACAAACACACACACAGCACACUACCAGUACCCUCACGCACAAACAGCACUCACAAACGCUCACACACACACAAACAGCACCCUCACACACAGUACAUUAACAGCACCCUCACAAGCACCCUCACAAGCGCACACACACACACACACAAACACCCUCACCCUCAUAGCACACUACCAGCACCCUCACACACACAUCACACUAACAGCUCCCUCACACAGCACACACACACACACACACAGCAGUGUAUGUGUGUGUGUGUGUGUGUGUGUAUAUAUAUAUAUAUAUAUAUAUAUACGCAGCGUGUGCUUGUGCAAUAGUAUGGUAUGUCUUUUAGUAGCUGUACCUUUUUGAAUGAAAGCAGCACCAAUAUGUUAUGUCGCUUAAACUUUCCCUGAUCUCUCUCCUUCUCUCCUGGCUCUUGACACUUAAAGAGACCCUCCAGGAACCAAUACAACUUUAAUGCAUUUGGUAGAUUUUGGCCUAAUUAAUAUGCUGUAUUGUUUGCAUUCUCAAAUCUUUUUCGUUUUUGCAAAAACAAAAAAAUGUUUUGCAGAAUGCUGCACCAUAAGUCUGCAUCUAUAGCCAGAUAAAAUCAAUUGUAUGCUCUUGCCACCUGGAGGGACCUAGGGCUACAAAGCCCUACAUUUUGGGCUUUAGCCCCUAAAGCCACCCCUAACUAUGCCUAUACUGAUUACAAUCCAUAGCAUGUGUGUUAGUCAGACUUACAGCAGUCUAUUCCAUCUCACCUGGCACAGCUAGUUCCUGACGCAGUUUGUUUCAAUCUUAUUUCACAGCUCCUUCUCACGUUUCAUAAUUUUUAUAUAUUUAUAUUAUUUAUGCAUAGAGAUACUGCACACCUUCUUAGAAUAUUUUACUAACGGAUUGACUAUUUACCCCUGGAAGGUGCCAGAGCAUUCCUGGCAUCAAAACUACUAUAGCGGGCUGUAGUGGUUAUGGUGCUUGGAGUUUUCCUUUAAUACACCUGUAAUUCUGUCUUUCAUUAGUAAUGCCCUCUUCAGCCAGGAAAUGAAUGAUCACAUGGACACAAUUAUUCUUUUCAGUUAAUAUAACUCCGUAACUGCGUUUCUUGAUCCAUGUACUCUAUAUUUUAAAGAGAGCUACAUGACUUCUGUAAAUACAGUGUUACAGCAAGGAUUUCUUCCUAGGAAUGUAGGAGGAAGUGGGUUUGAAGCUAAUGUAUAGCAGGUAUUUUUUGUUUUCUUUUUUUACAACAAACGCAGGAUAUUUUUUUGCCAGACCAUAGGCCCUUAUUAAAUGCUUGUAACAGGAAAUCUAUAAUUAUUAGUGUUAAUAGCACUUUAUUUGCUCAUGAACAGCUUUAUGUGUGUGUGUGUCUUGCCACAUCGCUGGUAUUUUAUUAAAGGGACACAAUAAUCACCAAAACAACUUUAGCUUAAUGAAGCAGCUUUUAGAAAACAGAAGUCUUAAUGCUCAAUUCACUGUUAUUUAGGAGUUAAAUUAAUUUUGCAAGAGCUCCCCUGGCUGUGACUGACGCAGUCUGCAUGAAAACAAAAUGGUUUCACUUAGUUUUUAUCUUUUGCUCUGUAAAUUAAACUCUAAUCACAUGCAGGAAGCGCCUGCAAGGUCUAGCAAACUAUUAACAGUGCAGGAGAUAGAGAAUUCUAAAUUAAACAGAAUUUGCAAUAAAGGAAGUAUAAACAUUAGAUGACUCUUUACGUGAAGUGUUUAGGUAGACUAUAUAAGUCACACACAUGGAGGUGUUUCUAGAGAUGCAUAAAUAAAGUGAUUUAAUUCCUAAAUGGCAGAUAAAUGAGCAGUGGGGCUGCAAGGGCAUGGUCUGUACACCACAACUGCUUCAUUAAACUAAAGUUGUUUUGGUGACUAUAGUGUCUGUAGUGGACCUGCAAGGUGAAUACCAAAUAUCUCCGCUGGGAUCCUCUGGAGCUGAAAAGAAGCGCUGUUUGGUGAUUAUAGCCCAUUCCCCCAGUAACUGGAUGACACACAGUUCUGGGAGUCAACUGAUUUUAAUGAACCAAACUCUGCCUUUUAUGCACAGACCCCAGCAGGGGUUUCCAUUGUAUUCAACACAAUCCCCUCCCAGGAAUCUCUGGGCCUGGGAGACAGUUGCGUUAAAGACUGGUAAGCUAAUUAUCUCCCAGGAACAGAGAGCCCAAAACAAAAUCUAAAAAUAAAAAAGUACCCCAAAACAUAAUAAAAAUAUAAAAUAACCCCACAUAUUAUACAUCCCCAAAUAGCUCUGAUCUUAGAGCCCAUGUUCUACAAACCUAUGCUCAAAAUAGUUCCAGGGCAUUUGGUGCUUUUGCCGGUCAACUUUCGGGAGCUCCUGUGACCACAAUACAGGGUGCUCCACCUCGCUCUCAGGUAGCGUCUGUUCCCCUUAGUCUCAGGCACCAUCCCUCCAAACAGUGUUCUCCUGGCAGAUUUCAGUGGUUCAAAACCCCUGACCACGUUGUCCGGAAACCGCACGGUCACCUCAUGCCGAAAACAGUUCCAUAACAUUCGCGGCUAAGUCCCGCUAAGGUGACCAGGGACCCAUGAAGUCCUCAUGCCAAAAUUAGUUCCAUUGCGGUCGCGGCCAAGUACCGGUGAGGACCAUUCGUGGGUUUGGUUCAUACGAAUGGCCGCCAGGGAGCUAGAUUCCAUUCGAAUGAAGGGAAAGUGCUGAACCAUGGGCACCCAGGGAAAAAAAACCUGACCACGUUGUCCGGAAACCGCAUGGUCACCUCAUGCCGAAAACAGUUCCAUAACAUUCGUGGCUAAGUCCCGCUAAGGUGACCAGGGACCCACGAAGUCCUCAUGCCAAAAUUAGUUCCAUUGCGGUCGCGGCCAAGUACCGGUGAGGACCAUUCGUGGGUUUGGUUCAUACAAAUGGCCGCCAGGGAGCUAGAUUCCAUUUGCAUGAAGGGAAAGUGCUGAACCAUGGGCACCCAGGGAAAGCUGCUAAUGGCGGCUGCGCGGGGUAACUCCUGAAUGGUAUAACUAACCUGGACCAUAGUCGGUGGGCAGGAGGCCAGCUUCCACACUCCUCCAGGAGUUUGUGGCAAACUUUCAAGGGAAGGAGCGUUUGUCACAGUGUCCCUUUAAGUUAAAGCUCAAGCCUAUUGUAGAAAAUGUAUGUUGAUAGAAACUGUUUAAUAUAGAGGAGUAAACUAACAAAAUGCGGUACUAGCACUCAAUGAACCCAGUGGUGCUGGUAUAAGGGCACACACUCUAAAAGAUGUAUACAAAAACCCACCAAAAUAAUUAAUAUUGUUUCUUUAAGGUUUAUCUCAUUGGCAAUUUGUAAUAUAUAUGGAAGCAGUUAUCUGUAUGAUGUGAAAGUAUAUAUUGUAUAUAUCUUUGUGAGGCAAUUUAGGGGUUAAACCUGUUUUUUUUCGCAUGUUUUUCAGAUGUAUGAUAUGUAGAGGUUGGAUUUGGACCUUCUUGUUUCCAAAACUAUUUUGUUGGCGAACUUGUUUUUUCUUUUUUAUAAGGUGUCUCUAAUGCAAAUCUCACAUUUGCCAAGUAAUUAAAAUCUACUUAUGUCUUUGAGCAUUUAACACUUGUGAGUGCAGUAUUAUUUUGAUUUGUUUUUAAUAUAGAGGGUAGACAGGGACAUUAGAAAGGAGGCCAGGAGCUGUAGAGGAGGGGACAUAAGCUGUAGUGGAGGGCCGGGGCUGUACAGUGGGGCAAGGGCUGUAGAGUGGAGGACAGUGUCUGUAGAGGGGGAGACAAGGACUGUAGUUGGGGGACAGGGGCUGUAGAGUGGAGGACAGUGUCUGUAGAGGGGGAGACAAGGACUGUAGUUGGGGGACAGGGGCUGUAGUGGGUGGGGGGGCGGGGGACGACAACAGGUACGGCUUUAAAAAAAACCUUUCUGAUUAAAAAAAACAAGAAAAAAACUAAAGUAUAUUCCCCCCUCCCUGAGGCUCAACAUGGGCCAAUGAGGGGAGAAAUAUAAUCCCUGGCGGUUAGGUAGGACAAGACAGGAGCUGGAGGUAGAAUCUUGUCCGCUGGGGAGUCUGGUAGAAGAGCCGUGGAAGUCACGCCCUCCUCCUGACAUUAUUAGUAGUAGCCGGCUGACUUCACUGCUUCACAGUCACUUCACUUUACUGCUGUAUGCUGGCUGCAGGGAGAGUGUGAUAGGCUGCAGUGAUUUAGAAAAUUAGAGUCCCAGCCAGGUGCUCUGGCACACUAAGGCAUUCCCAUGCUAUGAAAGCUCAGGCUGCGCUUAGCCCUUCAUGAAUGAAGAAGGAUUAAUUCAUUAACAAUAAGCUAUAUAUGGACAUGAUUAAAUACUAUAAACAAUGUCCAGAUUUUGCAGGCCAACUGGCGAAGGGUUCGGCCCCAUUUUGACUUUAGUAAAUAACCCUGUAUCUGCGUUUGGGGAUAGUUCAGUGGUUAUUAUACCAGCUGCAGUUUCCUGGCUGGGCCAGAUUUGCAAAGGUCUAUAAAAUGAGUACUUCAAAUGAUAUCCCUUCUAGUUACAAAUGUACUCUUUUUGGUACAUUUAUGCAUGUUCAUAGUGUAGUUAUACAGACACAACUAUUGUAUAUUUGGGGAUUAAAACCAUCAAUAACCUGAAAUAUACUUUAAAGCAACACUUUACUCACUGUAAAACCUUUUAUCUAAUUGAAGUUUUUAUAGUGCUAGCACUUUGUCUUUGCAAAGUUUUACUUUAUUAGUUUGAAGGCACACCUCCAAACCCUCUAAAUAGAGAACUGCUAGUUAGCUCUCAAGCUCAGGAAUAAUGUGAUGUCACAUGGGAAAGCGCAACGCUGUCAUAGCAUUUAAUGGAUUGGACCGUCAUCUUGGGGGAACACCUCCAGGAUGAUAUCAUGUAAGGAGGAGUGGACAACAGUGUUCAUUUUGGUGGCAAAUUUUAGUUUAGUUUUGGCGUAGUCUUUUAACUAAAAAGCCAUAUUAGUUUUAGUCGUAUUUUAGUCAUCUUAAUUGUUUUAGUGUUAGUCUAGUUUUAGUUGACUAAAUCGCCAGUCGAUUUUAGUCGACACUACUAAAAUAUAAUAGGUUAAGUUAAAGGGAAACUCCAGUGCCAGGAAAACAAUCCAUUUUCCUGGCACUGCAGGUCCCCUCUCCCUCUCACCCCCCCCAAUCCUCGGUUGCUGAAGGGGUGAAAACCCCUUCAGUGACUUAACAGAGGCAGCGACAUGUCCCAGGUCGCUGCUUCUUCCUCUGCCGCCGCUCGUCCUCUGUAUUACGUCGGCCGGUGGGCGAGACUGAUCCCGCCCACCGGCAGGGGAGACCUAAUGCGCAUGCGCGGCAAUGCCUUGCAUGCGCAUUAGAGCUCCCCAUAGGAAAGCAUUGAAAAUGCUUUUCAAUGCUUUCCUAUGGGGAAUUGAGCGACGCUGGAGGUCCUCACACAGCGUGAGGACGUCCAGCGACGCUCUAGCACAGGUUUUCUGUGCUAUGAUGCAUGAAGUGCCCUCUAGUGACUGUCUAGUAGAUAUCCACUAGAGGUGGAGUUAACCCUGCAAAGUAAUUAUUGGUUUAUAAAAAACUGCAAUAAUUACACUUGCAGGGUUGAGUAGUAGGAGUUGGCACCCAGACCACUCCAAUGGGCAGAAGUGGUCUGGGUGCCUGGAGUGUCCCUUUAAAGCCCCUAUCUGUCUCUUUUGCCCCUUCCCCAGCCCUCUGUGUCUUCCCCUAGCCCCUUUGGAUGUCUCCCCCUCCAAGCUACUAUCUGUCUCUUUUGCCCCUUCCCCAGCCCGUGUGUCUCUUUCCCUCCAUAGCCCCAUUUGUGGGUCUCUUCCCCCAGCGCCUUAUCUCAUUCUCCCCAGCCCAUACAUGUCGCUUUGUUCCCCCUUCCCAGCCCCUCUAUGUAUUUCAUCUCCCCCAGGUGUCUCAAUUCCUCCCACAGCCCCUCCACGUUUCAUCCCCCCCCAAGUGCUCAUUUACCACCCAGUCUCUGCAUGUCUCAUUUGCCCAGCCCCUCAUGUGUCUUAUGCCCCUAGCCCCCCCAUGUGUCUCAAUCCCCCAUGUAUUUUAAUCCACCAGCCCCCAUGUGCUUCAUUUCCUCUCCCCCCCCCCACGUGUCUUACUCUCCAGUGUUCAUUUUGGUGGCAAAUUUCAAUUUAGUUUUAGUCAGUCUUUUGACUAAAAAGCCAUUUUAGUUUUAGUCAUGUUUUUGUCAUCUGAUUUGUUUUAGUCUACUAAAUCUCGACUAAAAUCUGACUGAAAUUGUUAGUCGACAAAAUUAACACUGGUGGGCAAGAGAGACUGGGUGAUAAUUGCUCUUCUGGCGAGUGUCUUAAAGGAACACUAUAGGGUAAAGAACACAAACAUGUAUUACUGACCUUAUAUUGUUGAAACCACCAUCUAGCCCCCUAUAGUAAAAUCUUACUUUUGAUCCAGUCUGCUGCUGCUUGCUCUGCCUGCUCGGCUGACAUCAUCGCAAAAUGCCUGAAUGUAAUGAUUGUACUCAGCAGAACAAAUGCAUUAAGCUGUAGUUGUUCUGGUUACUAUAGUGUCCCUUUAAGUUUAAUCUACAUUGUAUACACUACAAUGUAGUGUAUUGUUUGUAUGCACUUAUUUGCUGCUUGCACUUAUUGUGUUUUUUUGUGUACUGUUGAUUUGUAUACACUAGAUCUACACUUACUUGAAGGUAAACUUGUAAUCUACAUAAUUUGUGGAUGGAAGAUGUACUUGGUAUAGUUAUAUAUAAAUAAUAAACUUAUACAGAGGUAGCCCAGCUUCAUAUAACAUCAUAUGAAGGCAUCGCUAAUGGGAUCAAUACAAAACUCAGAAUUUCACUGAAUGAUUGCAUCUUCUGCUCCCUUGCAGGUCUCGGUUCUGGUCAGUCUGCGAUACCUUCAGACCUCUAUGGAUAAGAUCACUGGUGUGGAGGACAUGGAAACAGAUUCAGAAGGAUUCCUUCUGGAGAAGGGAGUGGGAGAGACCCUUAAUAGCACAAUAGAGAAAACAAAAGCCCUUUUCAAAUCCAGUCAGGUGGAGACAGAGGGGGGAGGGGAAGCUGGUGGCAGAUAGAGGUCGGAAUAAAGGUUUAAGUUAAGGGGGGUAUAGAGACUUUAGAGAUAUUCCAAGGCUGCUUGUAUAUUAAGUACCUGCCCUCUAUAACCAAGAAACUGCUGUGCGUUAUCCCUAUGUGUCUGCCCUAAACACGUAUGAGAGGGAGGACUGUCUAUAGAAGGUGGUGGUACACCCAAAUGUAGCUUCCAUAAUGUAGAUUAAGCAGAGACAUGAAUAAAAAAAGAGAUACUGUUUCAAGUGUGUGUUGUACAGUGGGGAGGAUGGGAUAGGAAAGAUACCCGGGAUGUAUUAAGAUGAAACACACACAAAGGAAGAAGUACAAUGACAUACACAGACAUGGCUGUACAGACUGUGCAAUGCACAGACAAUGAAACCAGUUUUACAAUAACCCCGCUUUAAAUUGGUGUGUCUUCAAUGUAAACAUAUUUAAUAAUGAAUACAGUUGUCACAGUUUGUUUAUUCAUUUGAUACACCUCAGGCUCCAUAUAAAUAACCCUGAAUUAAAUAAUGGAAUACCAUGAACACAAUUUCAUAAAAUAAACCCUUCCAAUCCCCGAAAUAAUAAUGUAGUAUCAAUGUAGUAACUUAAUCCCCAUGUACUAAAGUUUCUCUUCUCCAUAAUAUCAUGCCUUGACAGCACAGAAAAUAAAUGGAGUGCGUAACAAGGAACUUUCUAUGUGAAGAAACCCACCCUAUUGUCCUCAUAUUUAAUUGACUUCCAUAAUAAAAUGACAUAUGUACAUCUGACCUCUAUGUUAAGGUCAUGCUAUUCUGUUGUAUUUUGCUGGCCUCUACCAAGACCAUAACAUUUUAAUUAAGGAUUUUUAAUACGUGCAAGUCUGACCAAUGUAUUAUGGCUUUAUUACUUCUCAGACGUGACCUGUAAUUCAUAGACUGACUUCUGCAGUGUGGUUGAUUGGGUGCUGUCAUCACUAUUUCACAAGUGGGAUUGUACCUAUUCAUAGUCAGUACAUUUCGAACCAAUAUCUGUGAAAAGAUCACCCAAGUCUAAACUCUCCUUCAGGUCACCGCUAGUUAUUUGGUCCUUACAGUCACAUUGAAUUACUUUAUCAAUACUGCAAUGACUCUGAGUACUAGAGAGACACUUAAUACUGCAUAAUUCUAUGUGUAGCACAGAUAGGAAGGGAUAAAAGGGAGCACUUGCACGAACUACUGUGGAAAUAAUGCCCUAAGACUAACCCCAAGUCGGUUUUUCUUGUGCAAGGACUAGCUACAAACAAUGGCACAAUUCAGAAAUCCUAGUUUUUUCCAAUGUGAGGUUGAGAAACCCAUUUGCUACAGAAGUUGAAAUGGGGUAACUCUGCUUUGGAGCUGUCUUGGGUGAGAGCUCUGCAAUAAAACAUACAAUGUACACUGGUGACUGACCCAUUUGACUAGGUGCACAAUUGUCCAUGAACUAUUUUUAACUGAAAUCAGAGGUGAUGUGAUUGAAGAUCAUCAAUGUACAUUAGCACCUGACCUGACCUCAGUGUUAAGGUAAUAUCUGUACAGUAGGGUUUGACCUCAGUGUUAAGGUAAUAUCUGUACAGUAGGGUUUGACCUCAGUGUUAAGGUAAUAUCUGUACAGUAGGGUUUGACCUCAGUGUUAAGGUAAUAUCUGUACAGUAGGGUUUGACCUCAGUGUUAAGGUAAUAUCUGUACAGUAGGGUCUGCACUACGAUCAUGCCGGCACAUUGGGGUCUGGCUUUUAUAUGAAGAUGAUAUCUGCACAUUAGAUUCUGAAUUAAGAUCACACAAGUACAUUGGGGUCUGAUCCUCUUCCUAGUUUCUCCAGCGCUUCUUCCUGUUUGAGCUUUGGUUUUUCGGUUCUUGUGUGCCAGACCCAAAUCUGUGGAGGAGAGAACAAUACAAGAGUUACACGACAAGACAAGCAAGAGUAAAGAUUUUAUUAUAUAUAUGGUGUUGGUUUCGGAAAAGCAUAAACAUAUCCUAGAAAAUAAAAAAAUGAAUGGCAGAUGAGGAUAACACAACCUGUUUAGAGGUGGGAGGUGAUUCUAUAAAACAUUACAGUAAAUUGCUAACUCUUCAUUUUACCCUAGAACCACCAUGCUUGUUUUGUUUUCAUGAUAAAUCAGCACUGAGACCAUUUGUAUAAUUAAUACUUAUUUUCUUACAUGAUGGGCAUAUGUGGAAAGGGUUUCUGCCCAAGACUGUCCAAGUAUAUGCCAAUAAAUGAUUAAAUGCUCACCAAAUAAACAAUUUAGUUGCUUGAAUGUGAGUGUGCAAUUUACAUGGUCUACUCAAAUUCAC
Molecule: messenger RNA, 22706 nt
Organism: Pelobates cultripes (western spadefoot toad)
Lineage: Eukaryota; Metazoa; Chordata; Amphibia; Anura; Pelobatidae
Source: the annotation of a GenBank genome assembly